Messenger RNA from Clarias gariepinus (North African catfish), 1545 nucleotides. It is a transcript of the gene ido1, whose product is annotated as indoleamine 2,3-dioxygenase 1. Bases 12 to 1289 code for a protein of 425 amino acids. Gene Ontology annotation, molecular function: heme binding; L-tryptophan 2,3-dioxygenase activity; indoleamine 2,3-dioxygenase activity. Gene Ontology annotation, biological process: 'de novo' NAD+ biosynthetic process from L-tryptophan. The transcript is spliced from 10 exons. Lineage: Eukaryota; Metazoa; Chordata; Actinopteri; Siluriformes; Clariidae. Gene Ontology annotation, cellular component: cytoplasm. The record is from RefSeq and is a predicted model, not a curated record.
CUUAGAGUAAUAUGGCAAGUAAAGCUGCAAAUUCAAAUUCAGAGAGAUCACUGGCUCUGAAAUGUUUUUAUAUAUCUGAAGAAUAUGGAUUUGCUCUUCGUGAUCCUCUGGUUGAGCUGCCGGUGUACUACCAGCCCUGGUUGGAGAUCGCUGGACGUGUCAGUGAGCUUGUCUCUUCUCACUCCCUUCGAUCAUCUGUUCAUGAGAUGCCUGUGUUGGAUACGCACCUGCUGCAUAGCCAUCGGGAGCUCCGCCUGGCUCACCUGGCCCUGGGCGUCAUCACUAUGAGUUAUGUAUGGCAGGAAGGGGAGCAAGAUAAAGUUAAGGUUCUCCCGCGGAACCUAGCAGUACCGUUCUGGGAGGUAUCUCAGAGGUUGGGUCUCCCACCGAUCUUUACUCACGCUGAUGGAGUCUUGGCCAACUGGAGGAGAAGAAAUCCAGACGGUCCACUGGACAUGGAGAAUCUGGAGCUGCUGUAUAGUAUACCCGGUGGGGAAAGCGCAAGAGGUUUUUUCCUCGUCACUCUCCUGGUGGAACUGGCUGCAGUUCCUGCUCUCAAGGCCAUCCCCGAGGUCAUCGGUGGUGUCUGUGAUGGUGAUGUGUCCGCUGUGACCCGCGGUCUUGAUGUUGUCAGUCGUUCUAUAGGUGACAUAAAGGAGGCUCUUAAACUAAUGCAUGUAUAUGUGGAUCCUUCUGUAUUCUACAGCAUUAUGAGGAUCUUUUUAUCAGGGUGGAAAGACAACCCGUCGAUGACAGGGGGGCUUGUCUAUGAGGGAGUUCAGACCGAACCGAUGGAGUUCUCAGGAGGGAGUGCAGCGCAGAGCAGUCUGCUCCACUGCUUCGAUGAGCUGCUCGGCGUUAAACAUGAGGAACAUAGUGCGAACUUCCUGACCCGAAUGCGAAGCUACAUGCCCCCAUCUCACAGAUGCUUCAUUGAGGAAAUCUCUCGCGCUCCGUCCCUGAGGGCCUUCGUGCUAAACCAGGCCGACGAGCGUCUGACGGAGGCCUUCGAUCACUGUGUGGCUCAGCUGGUUUUACUACGGAGUUACCACAUCAGUGUUGUGUCACGCUUCAUCACCGUCCCGGCGUCCCGAGCCAAACAGCUCCGCUCUGCAGGCCCGGCAUCUUCCGAAGAUCCCGAUCCUGUGCAGAAAGCACCCUUGGCACUGGAAGAAAAAGGAACAGGCGGUACAGGGAUCAUGAGCUUCCUGAAAUCUGUGAGGGACCGAACGAAAGAGGUUUGGAUUUCAAAGACAGCGAUGGAAGGGAUGUGUAAGGAUAAGGUGUAGGAACUCCAGGUGUAGGGGCUAAUUUUUUAUAAAAGGGUCAUUAAUCCAAACAAGUUAUAGAAGCAGGUCAGACAUGAGCCUGUGUGGUGUCCAGAUCAUAGUUAAUUUUAAAUUAAUGUAGCUAAAAACAUCCAGAAGAUUAGAUGAUACUGGAAUGGGAUUAAAGCAUUUCUUUACUUAUUCUUUAUUUCUUUCUGUAACAAAAAUAUUCUUCAGCAACCUUGUCGACAAAGCUCGAGGAGUUGAUCAUCAGUUG